This is a messenger RNA of Teleopsis dalmanni, 529 nucleotides long. RefSeq lists its product as uncharacterized. Gene Ontology annotation, molecular function: odorant binding. Bases 17 to 457 code for a protein of 146 amino acids. The record is from RefSeq and is a predicted model, not a curated record. The transcript is spliced from 2 exons. NCBI's taxonomy places the organism in Eukaryota, Metazoa, Arthropoda, Insecta, Diptera, Diopsidae.
AUAAACAAUUACGGAAAUGAGGAGUACCGAAUUUAUAGUUUUAUCGAUUUUUCUGACAGCAGCUAUUGGUGCGGCAAUGGCAAAAGAUAUGGAAUUCGCCGAAAAAAUGGCAAAAAAACUGAAGGUCAAUAUCGAGGACUGUAAAUUAUUAUCGGAGCAAAAAAAUAAAAAUGGUAAUAAGAAUGUGUUAGGUGUUCCAAGUUCUGGUAAAUCAGUUGCAAUGAAUUGUCCUUCAUAUUGUUUUGCUGAACAAUUUGGUUUUAUGAAAAAUGAGGCCGUGAACAGUCUAGAACUUGAGAAAAAAUUAAAUGAAUUCCAAGUAGGUAAGGAAUCAGCUAAACAAGCAGCGGCAAAAUGUGGACCAGUAUACACUGGAGACAAAUGUUCCACAGCAGAUCAGCUAUUCAAGUGUUUAGCUACGUCCGUACAAGAAACUAAGACAAAUAUCAACCAUUAGGAAAGUAUUAAAAGAAAACAUAAUAUCGUAUAUCGGACAGUAUUUAUACAUAUUAAUAUUAUGCUAUUAUUG